Messenger RNA from Drosophila persimilis, 1213 nucleotides. RefSeq names its product phospholipase A1 member A. Bases 119 to 1117 code for a protein of 332 amino acids. The record is from RefSeq and is a predicted model, not a curated record. Gene Ontology annotation, molecular function: lipase activity. Gene Ontology annotation, biological process: lipid metabolic process. The transcript is spliced from 4 exons. NCBI's taxonomy places the organism in Eukaryota, Metazoa, Arthropoda, Insecta, Diptera, Drosophilidae.
UAAUCGGUCGACUUGUCUAACAUGCGAUGCCUCCAGCAUGCAAUGAUAGACUAUAUAAACGGGGCAGCUCUGGAGGGGCUGCUAGUCGUUCGUGCGUUUUCCGUGGAGUAAUCUAAACAUGGUCAAGACAAGCUUUUGCCUAGUGCCCCUCUUCUGCCAGCUAUGGGGUCUUCAUGCCGCGCUGCUGGACUCCCUAGUGAGUCAGAGCAACAUCUAUUACCUGGGGCCCACGUCGGAGCUGCCCUUGCAGAGCGUGGACCAGGUGGCAACGGUGGACUCGGUCAAGCUGAUUGUCCACGGCUACUUGGCCUCGCGGUCGCACGGCUCCAUACUACCCCUGAGGAAUGCGUACAGCUCCCAGGGCUAUGAGAAUGUCCUGGUGGCUGACUGGUCGCCUGCCGCCAGUCUGGACUAUCCCACCUCGCGAUUUGCCGUGGGAAAGGUGUCCCUGGCCCUGGCCAAGGAACUGCAGAGGUUCCUCCUCCGACACAGCAUACCCACCGCUGCUGUCCAUGUGGUAGGACACAGCUUGGGGGCUCACAUAGCUGGCCGCAUUGGCCACUACUUUAAUGGAACUCUGGGAAGGGUUACGGGUCUCGAUCCUGCGCUCCCCCUGUUUACCCAGCGCUCCGUUGACAGUCUUCGCUCGAAUGCAGCUCAGUUUGUGGAUGUUAUUCAUACGGAUUACCCGCUCUUCGGCGACAUAAGACCCCGUGGAACUGUGGACUUUUAUCCCAACUUUGGAUUCGCCCCGCAGCCGGGCUGUGAGGACGUGGACUUAAUUGCUGCCAGUAAGCUCCUUCGCGAAGCUUACAGCUGCAGUCAUAAUAGAGCUGUGAUGUUCUACGCGGAGUCCAUAGGAAUGCCCCGAAACUUUCCAGCUAUUCCCUGCAGUUUGAAGGCCAUCAAGAGUCGUCAUGUGGAUAGUUGCCUGCGGGAGGCUAGGUCGAGGCCAAGUCAGAGCGGAACGGCAUCUGAAAAUAUGGUUGAUUCUGAGGAGGUUUUCAUGGGAGAACAGGUUAGCCGCAGCGCCACCUCCUAUUUUUUCUUGGCUACUAACGGAGCGCCACCUUACGGCAAAGGAAUAAACUCAAAGCUGGCUAAAAAGAGACGCUAGGCGGCGUCUUCAGCCCAGUUUCAUAUUUAAAGUGGAAUAGUAACAGCUUAUAUAGCUUUUUAGAAUUUUUUCAAAAUAAAUUCUGCCUUCGGUACA